Messenger RNA from Histoplasma mississippiense, 3681 nucleotides. RefSeq lists its product as hypothetical. The transcript is spliced from 6 exons. Gene Ontology annotation, molecular function: sterol binding; protein binding. Lineage: Eukaryota; Fungi; Ascomycota; Eurotiomycetes; Onygenales; Ajellomycetaceae. The record is from RefSeq and is a predicted model, not a curated record. Gene Ontology annotation, biological process: maintenance of cell polarity; exocytosis; endocytosis. Gene Ontology annotation, cellular component: membrane; intracellular membrane-bounded organelle; cytosol. The coding region runs from base 1 to 3681 and encodes 1226 amino acids.
AUGGGGGAUAUGGCAAGCCACAAACGCUCUAAGAGUGCCCGCGCACUUGCCCUGCUGCAUCGCGAUAAAUCCUCCAGACCCUCCAGGGGCGACAAUCCCCAGCAAGAGACCGAAGCUCUCGCAGAAUCCCCUGACCAGAAUGGCGUUACAACCACGGAUCCCAAGGCUAGCUCCGUCUCGCCAACCAACAAAGCGUUUCGCCUUUCCCGCUCUCACUCGCCUUCCAUGACUAAUCUACAGGUCACACCUGUGGGGCCCGAUGGUGCCCAUUUAAGCAGCAGCACAAGCGCUCAGAGCGCCAACCACGGAUCUUGUGGCGAGUUGUAUACCUGGCAAACUGGUUCCACCGACGGUCCUGAUCAAAGUGCUGAUCUUCCCGCGAGGCCCAGCGACAAAGGAGAUGAGUUGGCCAGAUCAGCCAUGUCUAUCGAACAAUCAGUGCGAACUUUUCGUCUCUUCGAAAUCCUACGAAGCGGAGAUACGACGGCCAUCUUCAAAGCAAUCAAGGAGUGUGCGGAGUACAAAGCGCAAGGAACCCCUCUGGGCACCGGCAUCCUCCACCUUGCGAUACAGUGUGCUGAACCGCAGGUUGUCGAGUAUGUCUUAUCUAGUAGUGCUGACCUAGAUAUUAAUGCGCGUGACCGAGAUGGCAACACUCCACUACAUCUGGCUGCUCAGCUGGGCCGUGUCCCCAUCGUCCGCGAACUUCUAGAGCGCCCGGAUAUUAACGAUUCCAUCGCCAACUAUAACGGCCAGAUCCCACUAGACCUUGCGCGAACACCAGAAAUUUUUCAGCUGCUCCAACUGUCGCGAUCUCUAUUUCUGGACAGCAAGACAAAAGAGAUCAAGUCCCUGAUAGGCCAGGGCGACUACGAAAAACUAGAACGUCUGUUGGUCGAACCGAGGGUUGAGGGUUUGCUGGAUACUAACAGCUUGGAUUUGGUCACUGAUCGAACAACUGUGAUUACUGGUGGGACUUUACUUCACGAGGCUGCCAGAAGGAAGGAUACGAAGUUAGUACAAAUUCUCUUAAUGCAUGGAGCUGAUCCAUUCCGGCGCGAUAGAAAAGGGAAACUUCCCCAAGACGUCACUAAGGAUGAUCGAACCCGUUCUAUCGUUAAAAAGUCCCCAGCCGCCGUCAUAGCCCAGCGAGGUAUUCAGGAAAAAGCCAUUUUAGGAAGCUCUGCGGGACAAGGCAGCGGAGGGCGACCGGGAUCUGGGGAGACAGCCCUGGUAGGAAAGGAUGCCCGAGAGAUGAAAGGGUAUCUAAAGAAAUGGACAAACUACACCAGCGGUUAUAAGCUGAGAUGGUUUGUAUUGGAGGAUGGCGUGAUGAGUUAUUACAAGCACCAAGAUGAUGCCGGCUCUGCUUGUCGAGGGGCGAUCAAUAUGCGGAUAGCGACUCUGCACAUGGAUGCACAGGACAAAACCCGAUUCGAGAUACAAGGCAAAUCAUCAGUCAAGUACCAUCUCAAGGCCAACCACAUCGUUGAGGCCAAACGUGCCAACGGGAAAACCUUGGGCCCUCCAUCAUCUCUUGGUAUACCAAGCCACGCCGGCUCUAGACUGAGCCUUCAAACUUCAAGAGAGAGCGCUCAAGGUGAAGAUGAUUCCACUUCUGGGCCGUACGAAUCUACCUUCAGCCCGUCGGACUCCAACCGAUUGCCAACCCUUGUCACCACCAGCAACCCAGUCGAAGGAGACCUCGAAGAUGACGAUUAUGGGGAUUAUGCCAGUAGCCAGGAGAUGCAACCUUCGAACAAAGACGCUUUCAAUAUCACCGCGGAAUCUAUUAAACUACAACUGGAGGUGCUGAGCAACGUCUCCGCAGCCCUGCAGGAGGAGAAAUCAUCAAGUCCUCAAACCCCACUUUCAGAGCCCUCAAUAGACCAAGCGUUAACUACUUACCAGCGAGGAGUCAGCAAUCUCACCUCCCUCGUAGCUGAUUUACUCAAAAUUUCAAAGGAUCGAGACGCAUAUUGGCAAUAUCGGCUAGAUCGGGAGGCAGAUGCGCGCAAGAUGUGGGAGGACAGCAUGGCUCGGGUUGCCCAAGAACACGAAGAACUUCAAAGUAGGAUUGGGGAAUCUGAGGAAAAACGAAAGAAAACUAAGAAAGCGCUCAAGGAAGUUCUUGAGCACCCCUCGGCUUCAACUAGUCAUCCUAUCAGCCGACGCCUGUCACAUGUCCAAAUUCAAGAUGCCCUGGAAGCCGUCGUUGAAGCAGGCUCCGAAACUCCCCCCUGUCUCGAUCACAAUGCUAGCCAGGAAUUGUCGAGAAAGCGGUCCAUAAUUACGGAAUUAACCAAGUUUUCUGAUUCUGAAUCUGAUGCAGACGAAGAAUUCUUUGAUGCUGUAGAUGCUGGCGAAGUGGAAGUUAUUGAAGUUCGACGAGGAAAGCCAGUAGAGGCAGCAGAAGCGAUUUCCGAUCUCCGAACUUUGAAAUACCAGGAAAUUGCCCAUUCAUUUAAAGGAUAUGAGGACCCAGUUAGAGUGAGGCUUAAGAUGGAUGCUGACAAUAGACCCAAGAUUUCUUUAUGGGCUAUCCUGAAAUCAAUGAUUGGCAAGGACAUGACCAAAAUGACACUCCCAGUCUCCUUUAAUGAACCAACAUCGCUACUCCAACGUGUAGCGGAAGACAUGGAAUACACAGACCUGCUUGAUCACGCUGCCGAUCUCCAAGACUCAAUGGAACGUAUGGUUUAUGUCGCUGCCUUUGCAGCGAGUGAAUAUGCUUCCACAAUUGGCCGCGUUGCGAAGCCUUUCAACCCACUGCUUGGGGAAACGUUCGAAUAUGUGAGGCCAGACAAAGGCUAUAGAUUCUUUAUUGAACAAGUCAGCCAUCAUCCUCCUAUUGGCGCCGCCUGGGCUGAGUCUCCGAAAUGGGAUUACUACGGUGAAUCAGCUGUAAAAUCAAAGUUUUACGGCAAGUCAUUCGAUAUUAACCCUCUCGGUACAUGGUUUUUGAGACUACGUCCUGUCAGCGGUGGUGAGGAGCUCUAUACGUGGAAAAAGGUUACGUCGUCGGUUGUUGGUAUUAUUACUGGCAAUCCUACCGUGGACAACUAUGGGCCCAUGGAAAUCAAAAAUUGGGCCACUGGUGAAGUCUGUUUGCUUGACUUCAAACCACGAGGCUGGAAAGCUUCCUCCGCCUACCAUGUUUCCGGCAAAGUGAUGGAUAAGGAGGGAUUCACGAAAUGGAGCAUUGGUGGCCGAUGGAACGACAAGGUCUACGCCAGACACACUCCAGGAUACCAAGAUUCGGUCACACCGCCAAGUGAGGACCUUCCUCGUCAGCAAGGAUCAACGCAGGCAUUCCUUGUUUGGCAAUGCAACACGCGACCAACCGGUAUCCCAUUCAACUUAACACCUUUUGUAAUCACGUUGAAUGCCAUCCCCGAUAACCUGAAACAUCACCUCCCCCCAACCGACACGCGGCUUCGCCCGGACCAACGCGCGAUGGAAGAUGGCGAGUAUGAAUUUGCAGCAACGGAGAAACAUCGUGUCGAGGAGAAGCAGAGGGCGAAGCGACGAGAACGGGAGGCCAAAGGCGAGGAGUUUGAGCCAAAGUGGUUUACUAGGGGCAAAUGUGAGAUCACCGGCGAGGAGUACUGGGUUUACAACGGUCGGUAUUGGCGGUGUAGAGAUGCUGGUGACUGGUCUGUCUGCGAGGAUAUAUUUUAG